UCAUCACAUGCAUCCAUACUGCUGUGUUGUUUAUUCAACGAUAGUUAACUUGAAAAAAACGUCUUUUCAUCAUUCAAUAUCAUUUAAAAGUUUUAUUGUAGUAAAUAGGCUAAUUGACAGUGUAUUCAUACCUGCGACUGAGCUUGAAUGUAAUUUUUUUAUUAAGAUAUAAGAAAAUCAAUCAUCACCAGCACCAUGCCGAAUAAUCUUCUCGAUGUUGAUGACAAUAUCUUGAAAAAUUCACUUCGUUUACCAGGAAUUUCAAAAGAAGAUGAAGAACUGGAUAAUAUUCUUAAAUCUUUAGAACACUCGAAUGUGCCUUCAGUAACAUUCAGACCUGUACCAGGAAUCUGUAUUAAAAUCAAAACUGAUACUGGUGAAAAAAUAUUUAUCAAUCUUUGCCAUACGAACAUGGGUAUUCCACCUCCAGAAGACAUUUCUGAUGAACGUUUUUUUGCCCUUCUAAAUGAAAGUAAUCCUUCUUGGGUAAUUCCUAUGAGUAUUGGAAAUGAAAGAUAUGAAAAGAGUAACGAUGGUACAUCAUGUUCAACGUAUGAUGUAGCAAUCAACUCAGACUUUUUUAAAAAAAUCAUGAACCAAAAGCACUUUUUAACAUUUGUCAUUCUAACAAUAAUCUCAGCUAUCGAAUCUAAAUUUGAUAAAAAUUUAGAUUCUAAUAACUACGUUAUUCUGAAGAACAAAAAAGUUACUGGAACUCUCCAGGACCACAGAGUUGAAAAACGAGAGGUUCGAAAACCUGUGAUGCCUAAACCAUUAAUUGAAGAAUUACCUAGCACCAAGAAGCCUAUAGUACCUGAAAAGCCAUCAUCAGAAAGAAAUUCAUCCGAAACUGUUAAUGAAUCUGAAUACAUUAUAUUAAGGAAACCGAAAGAAGGAGAUCCCGAAAAGUUAAUUGGCUAUUUUAAAUUAACCAAUCAAACUCUUAAAGAUGAUGUUGAAGCUCAUGUUGGUAGUGAUAGAAUAGUUGUAGCUGUAUCCAAAUUUCAUUAUGCUGUUGAUGUUUUUGUGCCUUUUAAAAUCCAACAGGAUCAAGUUACAGCAUCUCUAGAUGAAAAUCUAAAAGUACUGAGAUUGGAUAUGCCAGUGAUUCUAUAACAUAAAGCAGUAACUAUUUUUAUUCACUUUUAUCUUUCAUUUGUUAUUUUUACACAAUUAUUUAUUGCUUUCUUUUCCAUAAAAUAUUAGUAUCAAGUUUAUUGU
This is a messenger RNA of Chelonus insularis, 1221 nucleotides long. It is a transcript of the gene PIH1D1, whose product is annotated as PIH1 domain-containing protein 1-like. Lineage: Eukaryota; Metazoa; Arthropoda; Insecta; Hymenoptera; Braconidae. Gene Ontology annotation, cellular component: R2TP complex; ribonucleoprotein complex; cytoplasm. The record is from RefSeq and is a predicted model, not a curated record. Bases 196 to 1116 code for a protein of 306 amino acids. Gene Ontology annotation, biological process: rRNA processing; box C/D snoRNP assembly. The transcript has 2 exons.